AUGGAGGCUUCUAAUAUUUCUCCAUUGCUUUUAGCCUUCUUUCUCCUCUCCCUAUUGCAAACUUCCACCAUUGCCAUUGACAAAAAGUCUUACAUUGUUUAUUUGGGGUCACAAUCCUCCCUUGCUUCAACAAGUUUAUUGGAUUCACGACAGCUAACAGCAUCUCAUUAUAAUUUGUUGGGAUCUCUGUUGGGAAGUAAAAAGAUAGCCGAGGAAUCAAUUUUCUACUCCUAUACUAGAAGUUUCAAUGGUUUUGCAGCAACACUCGAUGAAAAUGUAGCAGCACGUCUUGCGAAAAACCCACAGGUGAUAUCGGUGUUCGAAAACCGGGCAAGAAAAUUGCACACGACACACUCAUGGAACUUUCUUGGGAUGGAGAAUGCACAAGGAGUUCCUCCUCCAAACUCUAUUUGGAACGCUGCAAAGUUUGGUCAAGAUAUAAUUGUAGCCAACAUCGACACAGGUGUUUGGCCGGAAUCAAAGAGUUUUAGUGACGAAGGGUUUGGACCUAUCCCAUCAAGGUGGAAGGGCACGUGUCAAACCUACCUCAACUUCCAUUGCAAUAGGAAGCUUAUUGGAGGAAGGUAUUUCUACAAAGGAUACGAAGCCGCUGGAGCUAAACUGAGUCCGAGUUCACUCACCGUACGUGACCACGACGGCCAUGGAACCCACACGCUCGCCACCGCCGCCGGCAACUUCGUCCCCGGAGCCAACGUUUUUGGCCAAGGCAACGGCACGGCAAAAGGGGGCGCCCCCAGAGCCCGCGUUGCCGCCUACAAGGUCUGCUGGCCUCCAUUACCCGAAGGAGAGUGCUUCGAUGCCGACACCCUCGCCGGUUUCGAAGCCGCCAUCGCUGACGGAGUUGACGUCAUCUCAACUUCCCUCGGUGGAAGCGUCCGAGACUUCGCCGACGAUCCCCUCGCCAUCGCCGCCUUCCACGCCAUGCAACAAGGCAUCGUCACCGUCUUCUCCGCGGGCAACGACGGCCCUAAUCCGGGGAGCGUCUCCAACGUCGCGCCCUGGAAGUUCACCGUCGCAGCCAGCACCAUCGACAGAGAUUUCGCCAGUUACAUUGCCCUUGGAAACAAGAAACGCAUCAAGGGCGCCAGCCUUGCUUCGGUUGCUCCAUUACCUAAAAAGUUCUAUCCAUUGAUCGAUUCCGUGGCCGGAAGAAUAAUUUCCAGGAAUGUCACCGAUUACCGUGCUCAAUUCUGCGGCGAGGGAACGCAAGAUCCGGCCAAGGUGAAGGGGAAGAUCUUGGUUUGCCUUGAAGGGGAGAUUGUAGGGUUCGAAAAGGGUAUUGAGGCAAUGCGAGUAGGUGCGGCGGGGCUGAUUGUGGUUAACGAUAAGGAUUCUGGGGACGACAUUUUUCCUGAGUUGCACUUCCUUCCAGCUUCGGAUGUAAAAUACAGCGAUCGCCAAGUGCUCACCCAAUACAUGGAUUCCACCAGGAACCCAGUGGGUCAUUUAAUGAAGGUGAGGACAGAGCUGGGGAUUAAACCAGCUCCAGUCAUGGCUUUAUUCUCAUCCAGAGGCCCCAACGCAAUAGAGAAGUCUAUCCUCAAGCCUGACAUUACUGCACCGGGUGUGAACAUACUCGCCGCUUACUCCUCCGGGAAUGCCCCGACCACUUCCCGCUACGACCGACGGCGCAUCCCGUUUAGUGUAAUCUCUGGCACCUCCAUGUCCUGCCCUCAUAUCUCCGGUAUUGCCGCCCUUCUCAAGAGCAUUCAUCCCCAGUGGAGCCCUGCUGCCAUCAAAUCUGCUAUUAUGACUACUGCCAAAACGAGAGACAACAACUUGGGUUCGAUCCUCGACUUGACCAAAGUCAAAGCUACCCCAUUUGCUUAUGGCGCGGGACAUGUACACCCUAACGAUGCAAUGGACCCCGGCCUUGUUUAUGAUACCACCGUCAAAGACUACUUGAACUUCUUGUGCGCUCGAGGCUACACUGCAAAGCAAAUCAGAAGAUUCUAUGCAAAGUCAUAUGUUUGUGACAGAUCAUUCAAACUCACAGAUCUCAACUACCCAUCGAUCUCGGUUUCGAAUCUGACAAUGGGUCCGGUGACAGUCAAUAGAAGAGUUAAGAAUGUGGGAAGUCUAGGCACGUAUGUGGCACGGGUGAAGGUGCACCCAGAAGUGUCGAUUAGUGUCGAACCGAGUACGCUGCAGUUCAGUAGUGUGGGGGAAGAGAAGGCUUUCAAGGUUGUAUUUCAGUACAAAGGAAAAGGGAAACGGGAAGGCUCUAUGUUCGGGACAUUGAUAUGGUCUGAUGGGAAGCAUUUUGUCAGAAGUCCCAUAGUAAUGAAUUUGGAAGAAUGAUUUUUAUGUAAAUUCUAUUGUGAAACCAUAUGGUGGAUGACAUUAAAAUUUAUUUGUACUAUGCAAUAUGGGAAAAAAAAUACUAUUUUGGGCCCGUA
This is a messenger RNA of Momordica charantia (bitter melon), 2420 nucleotides long. Its product is annotated as subtilisin-like protease SBT5.3. Gene Ontology annotation, molecular function: serine-type endopeptidase activity. Lineage: Eukaryota; Viridiplantae; Streptophyta; Magnoliopsida; Cucurbitales; Cucurbitaceae. Gene Ontology annotation, biological process: proteolysis. The record is from RefSeq and is a predicted model, not a curated record.